Molecule: messenger RNA, 858 nt
Organism: Acanthosepion pharaonis
Lineage: Eukaryota; Metazoa; Mollusca; Cephalopoda; Sepiida; Sepiidae
Source: the annotation of a GenBank genome assembly
AUGCUAUGUCUCUUUUUCUCUGCUUACAUUAUGACAGGAUACAGGGAUGAUAUUAAGCACACUCUUCCCCUCUUCUAUGCAUACAUGUCUCUUUUCUCUGCUUACAUUAUGACAGGAUACAGGGAUGAUAUUAAGCCACUCUUCCCUCUUCUAUGCUCUGAUACAGGGAUGAUAUUAAGCACACUCUUCCCUCUUCUAUGCAAUGUCUCUUUUCUCUGCUUACAUUAUGACAGGAUACAGGAUGAUAUUAAGCACACUCUUCCCUCUUCUAUGCUAUGUCUCUCUUUCUCUGCUUACAUUAUGACAGGAUACAGGGAUGAUAUUAAGCACACUCUUCCCUCUUCUAUGCUAUGUCUCUUUUUCUCUGCUUACAUUAUGACAGGAUACAGGGAUGAUAUUAAGCACCUCUUCCCUCUUCUUACAUGCUAUGUCUCUUUUUUCUCUGCUUACAUUAUGACAGGAUACAGGGAUGAUAUUAAGCACACUCUUCCCUCUUCUAUGCUAUGUCUCUUUUUCUCUGCUUACAUUAUGACAGGAUACAGGGAUGAUAUUAACACACUCUUCCCCUCUUCUAUGCUAUGGAUGAUAUUAAGCACACUCUUCCCCUCUUCUAUGCUGUGUCUCUUUUUCUCUGCUUACAUUAUGACAGGAUACAGGGAUGAUAUUAAUUUGCUCUUCUUCCCUCUUCUUUUCUCUGAUACAGGGAUGAUAUUAAGCACACUCUUCCCUCUUCUAUGCUCUGUCUUUUUCUCUGCUUACAUUAUGACAGGAUACAGGGAUGAUAUUAAGCACACUCUUCCCUCUUCUAUGCUCUGUCUCUUUUUCUCUUCUUACAUUUGUGACAGGAUACAGGGAUGA